This is a messenger RNA of Parasteatoda tepidariorum (common house spider), 1277 nucleotides long. Its product is annotated as cathepsin L-like peptidase. Gene Ontology annotation, molecular function: cysteine-type peptidase activity. Gene Ontology annotation, biological process: proteolysis. NCBI's taxonomy places the organism in Eukaryota, Metazoa, Arthropoda, Arachnida, Araneae, Theridiidae. The record is from RefSeq and is a predicted model, not a curated record.
AGGUUUGUCAUAUCUUUGCAUUCUGAUAACUAGUCAAUUGAUGUGACUUAAUCGUCGAUAAUUUGAAGUGUUUUCAUCGACUAUAAAUAUUAAUAUCGGAUUGCUCCAAAUACCCAUAACCAGGGAUAUCAUUCUGAAGUUCAGUUGGAUAACUAUUUUACCAAAAUGAAAUUUAUUGCACUUUUUGCCUUCAUCGCUGUUGCAGCAGCGACUAGACUACCUUUCGAUUCUCAACUAGACGAACAUUGGGAAAACUUCAAGAGGGCUUUCGGAAAGAAGUAUGAUGGUAAAGAAGAGUUUGCAAGGCGUCUAAUCUGGGAACAGAAAGUUGCUGACAUCGUAGAACACAAUCUUCAAGCUGACAUGGGCCUCCACAAAUUCAGAAAAGGUCUUAACCAAUACAGUGAUAUGAGCCAUGAUGAAUUUGUGAAACAUUUCAAUGGAUUUAGAAGCCACGGUUUGAGAAGCAGAAAUGGCAGUGUCUGGGUUGAACCAUUGAACGCCGAAAUUCCCGAUACCGUUGACUGGAGGAAGAAGGGACUUGUUACCCCAAUUAAAAACCAGGAACAAUGUGGUUCUUGCUGGGCUUUCUCCACCACCGGAUCUUUGGAGGGACAACACAUGAAGAAGACCGGAAAAUUGGUUUCACUCAGUGAACAGAAUCUCGUAGAUUGUUCUGGAGCAGAAGGCAACAUGGGCUGUGAAGGAGGUCUUAUGGAUCAAGCUUUCCAGUACAUCAAACAGAACAAAGGAAUUGACACUGAAGCAUCCUACCCAUACACAGCUGAAGAUGGUGACAGAUGUCUUUUCAAGAAAGCCAAUGUAGGAGCCACAUGCACUGGAUACGUUGACAUUCCAACCGGUGAUGAAGAUGCCUUGAAAAAGGCUGCUGCCACUGUAGGUCCAAUUUCAGUUGCCAUUGACGCCAGUCACGACAGCUUCCAAUCAUACCAAGACGGAAUUUACGAUGAACCUGAUUGUAGUACUGACCAAUUAGAUCACGGUGUUUUGGUUGUUGGUUAUGGAAGUGAAGAUGGUAGUGAUUACUGGUUGGUCAAGAACAGUUGGGGAACAAGCUGGGGAAUUAAAGGUUACAUCAAGAUGUCAAGAAACAGUGGCAACCAAUGCGGUAUUGCUACUCAAGCCAGCUAUCCACUUGUAUAAACUUUCAAAAUAUCUGUGAUUAAAGUAACUGUGAUUUUUAGGACUUGAAAAUGGUUUUGAAAAGAAAAAGAUUUUAUGUUACGUUUUUAUUAAAAAAUAUUUUAUAAAAAAUA